Messenger RNA from Sipha flava (yellow sugarcane aphid), 1075 nucleotides. RefSeq lists its product as uncharacterized. Bases 148 to 918 code for a protein of 256 amino acids. The record is from RefSeq and is a predicted model, not a curated record. The transcript has 2 exons. NCBI's taxonomy places the organism in Eukaryota, Metazoa, Arthropoda, Insecta, Hemiptera, Aphididae.
CCGUCAACUUGCACAUUAUAUAAGCGGUGGAAAUCGUGUUUAAUUGUUCAUACGCUCGUUGCCAACCCGUGCUUAUUGCUACUUCUAUCGCGUUCAGAUUGCAACAUUUUUUCCACGCAUCAGCUGAAGGAUUUACAGAAUAUCAUCAUGAUCGCCAUAAAUCGUGUACGCAUCUUGCUUUUAUGGUCUAUGGUACCGCGUUUACUGCCGAGCAUGCUGUGCGAAGACCACGGUAAAAGUUUCACAGCCGCAUUGGACGAGGGUGAAGAAUGCGCGCGCUCACCAGACCUGUGGCCGUGUCUAAAGAAGGGUACCACCGGAGUGCUCAGUGCACUGGUCAGUUAUCAAGACGAAAUACCGUUGAUGGGCAAGUACCUGUCUUUAGUACCAGACCAGUGCCAUGUGCAGGAAAGAGGACGUCAGGACGACACGUCGUCACCGCAAUCGUCACCUUCGUCGCAUUCGGUGUACUCCAAGUUUUUGGAGUUUGCGAACGGUCGACUAUUGCGGGUAUCGCUGCCUGUAAGCUUCUUCACGUGGCUAGUGGGUGUGACGUCCAGAACACCUGAGCAGGAGGGACGAGGCAAGAAGGACAAAGGUGCCGGCAUGCUGAUACUCGGUGGCAUGAUGUUGAUCACCACGCUCAUGUCCACCGCGUUCGGUGCACUGGCCCUGAUGGCCGCCAAGGGUCUCUUCACCAGUGUAUUUGCGCUAAUGAUGUCGGCCAUGGCCAUAUCCAAGAAGUCGGGAAGCUAUGGCCACGCCAGGACCAGAUACGAGGUUAUAAAUGCUCCUCAAGGAUACCAACAGGAAAUUUCGGGGUACAAUAUGGAUACUGAUGCAGUCGUUUCGGAGGUUAGUAAUAAUCCGGCUCAUUAUCAUGCCACCCAAACGGAACCCAUUGAAUACGGCUCGUAGAUUAAAAUAUUUAUUAUGCGGUCCACCGCUUAGUCUCGUUAUAAGAAUCUAUUUGUUUAAAUUAUUUAGAAUAAUUGUUUAUAUACGUAAUAACAAUGUGCAUAGGUAAAUUACGGUUUUCGGGUUCGUAAAUAAGUAUUUGUAAUAAAAUGUUUUU